AUGGCAACUAAUAUAAAUAAAAAGAUUGGUUUUAUCGGUUCUGGACAUAUUGCAAGAGCAAUAAUAUCUGGAAUGAUUUCUUCUGGGAUACUAGAUUGUAGUAAGGUUUAUGCAGCAGACCUCCUUCACGAAGCCUCACUCUUGUUGAAAGAGGAGAUGGGGAUAAAUGCUGUCACAAAUAAUUACCAAGUGGUUGAAAACUCAGAUAUAGUUUUUUUAUGUGUUAGACCAGAUGUAGCCCGAUCAGUUUUAAAAUCUAUUGCACAGUGUCCAUUGAAUCAAGAUUUUUUUACAGGUAAUAAAAUUAUCAUAUCUGUUUGUGCUGGAAUAACAAUUGACGAUAUUAUUGAGACAUUUGGAGGUAAUAAGAAUUUAUAUUGUGUCAGAGUUAUGCCUAAUAUGGCAAUAUCUGUACGUGCAGGUACUUGGCUCUUCUGUGAAAAUCCAGAUGCUAAUUUCAAAAGCAAUAAUAGGAUAACAAUUGAUGAAAUUAUUCAUAUUCUAAGUUCAUGUGGAACAGUUCACAAAUUGAGUGAAAGUUUAUUCUCAAUUGGCACAGCUAUCAGUGGUUGUGGCCCAGGUCUUUGUGCAAAUAUACUAAAUCAUCUUGCAGAGGCAGCUUCAAAAAAUGGAAUUCCCACACAACUAGCCACGCAAUUAGCGAUCGAAGUAAUGUAUGGUACAUCCAAGAUGUUGAUGGAAUCGAAAGAAUCUCCAAUUGACUACCAAAAUAAAGUGUCUACAAAAGGUGGUGCUACACAAGCUGGAAUAGACAUAUUAGAGCAGUAUGGGAUUGGAGAAGUAUUUUUGAAGUGCCUUACUGGAGCAGCUAAUCGUUGUGAUGUAUUACAAAGGGAAGCUAGAAAUUAA
Cryptosporidium muris RN66 is the source of this 870-nucleotide messenger RNA. Its product is annotated as pyrroline-5-carboxylate reductase family protein. Bases 1 to 870 code for a protein of 289 amino acids. The record is from RefSeq and is a predicted model, not a curated record. Gene Ontology annotation, molecular function: pyrroline-5-carboxylate reductase activity. The transcript is spliced from 3 exons. Lineage: Eukaryota; Apicomplexa; Conoidasida; Eucoccidiorida; Cryptosporidiidae. Gene Ontology annotation, biological process: L-proline biosynthetic process.